AUGCUAGAACAAUCUAAGAAUAUUUUAUAUAGGAUAGGCAAUUCAACUAUCGAUACUUUCGAUAUCUUUGGAUAACUGCCAAACUUUAGAGUACUUGAAAAAAAUAAGUACACUUCUGUGGUUGGUUGUUGUAUGACCUUCAUAAUAGGAACAGCUACAUUAAUUUAUUUAGUGACUGAAAUAACAACCCUUUUACAUAAGGCUGAACCUAAUGUUGUUACAUCUGAGCUGCAGAUAUUUGACUCAACAGUAAUAAUCAAUAGUAAUCAAAGUCUUUCCCACUUUAUAAUGAUAAUUUUACUCUAGCUGUCACAAUAGCAACUAAAAAUUCAGAACCUAUAUUAGGGUAACUGAAAUAUUAUAAUUUGACAAUGAGUCAUUGCAUCAGAGAAAGAUUGCUUAAUGAAACAACAGGGAAGGUUUAGGUGAAAUUGAAGUAAAUAUAAAUACUAUUUAGUUGUACUGAAUUGCCAAUUGCCCCUUGUUAAACUGAAGACUUUGAUAAUAAUUUAUAAAGAGAAUUUUUCAAAAAUACUAGAUUAGGCGUUGUUCAAUGUAUCAAUCGAACUAGGCUUAGAAAUAAUCCUCCUGUAAUUAUAAGAUAUUAAUUUAAGAUUCUGCAAGGUUAAAUCUCAGGAUAUAAGUACUAAUACUUAGUAAUUGAAUUGAGUAUAUGCAAAAAUAAUACAGAUUAUUAAGGUUGUGCUCCAAUUGAAGAGAUUAGAAAAGUAUUAUCAGCAGGUCAUUAUUCUGUGUAUGCAAGUGAUUAUUUGAUGCAAUUAAAUCAUCCUGGUUUGCCAUACUAAUAAUUAAUAAAUUUAGACAUUAAUAGUUUUUCCAUCUCAACCUCUAAAAUGUUAUAAUGGACAUACAGAANUUAACAUUUUAUAUGA
Paramecium primaurelia is the source of this 893-nucleotide messenger RNA. Lineage: Eukaryota; Ciliophora; Oligohymenophorea; Peniculida; Parameciidae. The record is from the annotation of a GenBank genome assembly.